AUGGUAACAAAAGCCAAAGAUGGCCCCAAACUGCCCAAGCAACAGCUGGCGAUUCUGGCCGUCGCCAGGUUCGCCGAACCACUAGCCGCAACGUCCAUCUACCCUUACCUCCCCGAGAUGAUCAAGAGUUUCGGGGUUCCCAAGAACGAGGUGGCGAAAUGGGCCGGCUUCACAGGAUCCAUCUUCUCAGUCGCUCAGAGCAUGUCCGCCGUGCCUUGGGGGAGAGCGUCUGACCGGUUCGGCCGCAAGCCCAUCAUCCUCAUCGGUCUUAUGAGCACCAUGAUCUGCUUCGUUGUAUGGGGUUUGUCCACUAGUCUGACCAUGGCUAUUACUGUUCGGUUUAUCAUGGGAGCGGGUAACGGUAAUGUCGGUAUCCUGCGAACAAUGGUAGCAGAAAUGGUUCCCGAGAAAGAACUCCAACCAAAGGCUUUCUCCCUGAUGCCUCUCGUCUGGUCCAUCGGCAGCGUCUUCGGCCCCGCCUUUGGCGGCUUCUUCGCCCAGCCCGCCGAGCAAUACCCAUCCCUCUUCGGAAACAUCGAGUUCUUCAAGAAAUACCCCUUCGCUUUGCCCAACUUCGUCGCCUGCAUCAUCUUCUUCAUCUCCCUCAUGACCGGCCUCCUUUUCCUCCGCGAAACCCUCGAAAUCGAAUCCGAACCCCCGACCCUUCGCGAGAUCUUCACCCCGCAGACCAUCAUCAACCUAACCUCUUACACCUUCCUGGCCUUACACAGCGUAGCCUUCGACCAAGUCCUGCCUGUCUUCCUCAACUACCCCCACAUCUCGCCCGGUGACCGAACCCCAGAUAACACUCGUCUGCCCUUCAAAUUCACCGGCGGCUUCGGCUUGGGGUCUGACAAGAUUGGCACCAUUUACACGGUGUACGGCAUCGCCUGCGGCGUCGUGCAGUUUUUCUUGUUCCCCUGGUUCUGCGCCCGGUUUGGAGUCCUACGAUGCUACCGCGCCGCUGUCCUCCUGUUCCCCAUCGUCUACUUGUUGACACCUUACACUGCUCUAAUCGAGGAUACGCACAUGCGCUACGUCGCUUUUUUCACACUGUUCUUGAUAAAGGGCGUAGCCGUCAUCAUCGGCUUCCCUUGUACGACGAUCCUACUCACCAACUCUGCUUCCUCGCUACGAAUCUUGGGAACCCUAAACGGGUUCGCGACGACGUUUUCGGGACUGGGAAGGGCGAUUGGACCCGCGGUCGCCGGAGCGGUUUUCACUUGGGGAGUCACGGGACGGGAUUACAUCAUUGCGCCUUGGUGGUUUUUGAGUGCUGUGGCGGCUGUGGGCGCGGUGCCGAGUUGGUGGAUUGUGGAGGGCGAGGGGCCGACGAGGAGUUUGGAGACGGAUUCUUCUGAUUCCGACAGUGAUGAGGAGGAAGAAGAAGAAGAUGUGGUGGAUGAGGGGAGUACGUUGGUGUCAUCCAACUCAAACUCACAGGGGUCGACGAGGGCUGGUUCGGCUGUGGAUGGGGGUUAUGGCACGGUGAAGAGGGAUGCGCAGGAGGCCAGAUGA
Molecule: messenger RNA, 1518 nt
Organism: Sordaria macrospora k-hell
Lineage: Eukaryota; Fungi; Ascomycota; Sordariomycetes; Sordariales; Sordariaceae
Source: RefSeq, a predicted model, not a curated record